UGGAGGCUGCUAAGUUCGCAACCCAUUGGCUACCGUUCUGUCGGAAAAACAACAUAACGGUGAGGAGCCCCGACGAGUAUUUCUCCUUAAAAAAUUAUCAGUGUCGGUUCUCGGAGACGGUGCAAAAGAUUAAGAUAAUGUACGAGAACAUGAAGAUGAAGGUAGAAGACGUUGUUGAGAAGGGAAAAAUUGAUUAUGAAUACAUUAAAGACGAUCAAGAACGCAAAGCUUUUGAUAUUUGGACUGACAAUUUUAGCCGACAAGAUCAUCCCACUGUUAUUAAGGUUUUACUAGAUAACAGCAAAGACAGGGACAUUAGUGGUGAUUUAAUGCCAAAUCUCAUCUAUGUGUCAAGGCAGAAAAGUAAGGCUUCACCCCACCAUUUCAAGGCUGGUGCUCUCAAUGUUCUGCUUCGAGUAUCCGCUGUGAUGAGUAAUGCACCAAUUAUUCAAACACAAGAUUGUGACAUGUACUCGAACGAUCCCCAAACUCCACUUCGUGUGCUCUGCUAUGUAUGUGAUCCUGCAAUGAGGUCCAAAUUAGGUUACGUUCAAUUUCCUCAGCAUUUUCAUGGACUCAAUAAAAAUGACAUUUAUGCUUCUGAAUAUAAACGCAUGUAUCAAAUCAAUUCCAUGGGUCUCGAUGGCCUUAUGGGUCCAAAUUAUGUUGGGCCUGGAUGCUUUUUUGUCCGCCGAGCUUUCUUCGGCGGCCCCUUCCCUUCUACCAUGUUGCCACCCGAAAUUCCCCAACUGGGCCCAGAUUAUGUUGUGGAUAAGCCCAUUACAUCUGAAGCUGUAUUGGCACUGGCACAUAAGGUAGCAGCUUGCAAUUAUGAGAAUCAGACCCAAUGGGGUUCCAAGAUUGGAUUUAGAUAUGGGUCAACGUCUGAGGACCUUUUUACAGGAUAUCGGCUGAAAUGUGAGGGAUGGAAGGGAGUUCUAUGCAAACCACAAAGGGCUGCAUUUCUGGGGGAUGUACCAAUUACCCUUCUUGAUUUACUGACUCAGUGCAAGAGAUGGUCCAUCGGCCAAUAUCAAGUUGGCUUCUGCAAACACAGUCCUCUAACAUUUGGUAUCCGUUCCAUGGGCCUGUUAAUGAGCCUGGGCUAUUCUUACUAUUCAUUUUGGAGCAUUUGGUCCAUUCCAGUGACGACGUAUGCUUUUCUCCCCCAGCUAGCUCUCCUCAAUGGAGUUAGUAUUUUCCCAGAGAUUUCAAAACCAUGGUUUUUCUUGUAUGUCUUCCUUUUUCUGGGUGCAUACGGGCAAGAUUUGCUUGAAUUUGUUCUAGCUGGAGCAAGUGUUGGGAGAUGGUGGAAUGAUCAAAGGAUGUGGUUGAUAAAGGGACUCUCGUGUUUCUUGUUUGCCACAGUAGAGUACUUGCUCAAGUCCUUUGGCUUUUCCACACAUGGUUUCACUGUGACAAGCAAGGUCGUUGACGAUGAACAGGGCAAAAGAUAUGAGCAAGGGACUUUUGAGUUUGGUGUUACAUCCCCCAUGUUUGUACCAAUAACAAUGGCAGCAAUAAUCAACUUAUUCUCAUUCAUAUUGGGAAUGAUACAAGUUUCUGGUAGCAGCAGCAAGACAGAUGGCCUAUGUUUGCAGACACUACUAUCUGGAUUUGUUGUUAUAAAUUCCUGGCCAAUUUACGAGGCUAUUGGUUUCAGGAAGGAUAGAGGGAAAAUGCCUAACAAAGUAACUAUCACUGCCAUAUUUCUGGCAGGAGUUGUUUACAUAGCAGCUUCUCUCAUCCUCAAGUGAAGACACAAAAUUGGGGACUUUGGUUUGGGUAUAUUUGUUCUUAACGUCGUACUCUUAGGUUUCGUAGUUUGUAUGAGGUGAAAAACCUAGGACUUCAACUCUUCAAUUCAAUGGCAUCCAGCUGUUGUCUGGGUAUAUAUGAAGAUGCUAUUUGUUUCGAUUUUGACUUCAAUGGAAAGAAGUUGUGGCAACAAUUUGCCGUUGAUCAAGGUAUAUUACAGAAAGAAAGAAAGUAGUAUUUAAGGAUGGAGAAAAAAAAAAAGAAUUUGUUAGCCAUCAUCCACAGAUCAGCAGAGUGACGAAAAAUUAAUACUUCCUCUUCCCAACCUUGAAGCUGGAUGAUCGAAUAACCUCAUCAUCUGCUUUUAAAGUUGCCUCAAGAAGUGCCAUUGACUCGGGUUUUGUGAAGUAGGUGAAGAGGAGGUAAAU
Messenger RNA from Rubroshorea leprosula, 2186 nucleotides. Lineage: Eukaryota; Viridiplantae; Streptophyta; Magnoliopsida; Malvales; Dipterocarpaceae. The record is from the annotation of a GenBank genome assembly.